Messenger RNA from Scleropages formosus (Asian bonytongue), 2527 nucleotides. It is a transcript of the gene socs2, whose product is annotated as suppressor of cytokine signaling 2. Gene Ontology annotation, biological process: phosphatidylinositol phosphate biosynthetic process; intracellular signal transduction. Bases 1542 to 2162 code for a protein of 206 amino acids. Gene Ontology annotation, molecular function: 1-phosphatidylinositol-3-kinase regulator activity. Gene Ontology annotation, cellular component: phosphatidylinositol 3-kinase complex. The record is from RefSeq and is a predicted model, not a curated record. Lineage: Eukaryota; Metazoa; Chordata; Actinopteri; Osteoglossiformes; Osteoglossidae. The transcript is spliced from 3 exons.
GUGUUAAUGCAUUGUUCCCCACAAUAAACUGAGUCACAUCCCGGUAUAAAAUAAUUUCGUACACUAUACCCUUCUUCCAAUUUUUCAAAGCUUAGACAGUUUAGAAAAUACGAAAUGUAACACCGCAUUCACAGUUAUGAAUGGACGCUUUGUAUGUUGUGCAAAUACAUACAUUAUACGGGCUUCAUGUUUUUAGAACUGCUAAAUCUGUGUAACUUAAUAUGAUUCUGGUGUUUCUGCGGAUAGCUUAUUUUCGGGUAAAUAGGAGAACCUGUUUUGGUGACUCUGCUAUACUAUACUGAAAAGACAAAUACAAAUAAAAAAAAACUUUUAAAUAUGUGCUUAAUUCUGGGGGGGAAAAAAUCAGUUCUUUGUCUGCGUUUCUUGUAUCCAGAUUGAAAGUAUAGUUCUUAAGGAAGUACGAUUUACCUUGAAACCACAUUUUAUAGGCUACUUUUUCAUGGUACUUUCAAGUUCAUCACAAGAAAAAUAAUAAACUCUAAAUAAUCCCAUGAAUCCUGCAUGCCUUAUAAACUUCUGAAAUGCCAGGAAAUCGCGUUCCAUGAUAUAUAAUAUUUUUUUAUUUUAAAACAAUAACCGUGGCAGUUCCUAUGAAGAUUUAUUAUAAUAACCCUGCAUAUGCCUUAUUAUACAUGUGCACUCCUAUGUUUUGACGAGGCAAUCCCCUUCUCAGAAAACUAGCAUCUGCAUAUGGGUAAUAUUUCAUGAAUCAGUGUUACACUGGUUAUUUCAUUUUUUGGACCCACUGCGCAAAUUCUGUACUCCAAGGACAGUGUAACACACCGUACAUCAAAGGCUGUACUCCUGUGCUCCGAUUACACGUCUUUGCUUGUAUACUGAGUCACCAUAUUGAUCAAAUACUGACACUGAAUUAGAAAUCUGUGUUAAAACUACGUUACGCCACCGCCAGGAGAAGCAACGGGAGAUCCACCUUAAGAAAAAAAGAUGGCACCCGGCAUCACGUGACGCGAUUCCUGGAAAGUUCUUGGAAAUCGGCCUCUCGUGUUCCGAGUGGAUUAGGGUUAAAAAAGACGCCAAAGUGGGGAGAAGGAUGGUGCUGAGAGCGUGUGGCAGGCGUCGGCGCCGGUGCCUACUUGAGGGAUACGUGUCCACGGUGUCUGAAGCUCGAUAGCUAUAGCUCAUCGGAGCUGUCUUACGGCGGAGCAGGUGUGUGUGUGUGUGCGCGCGCGCGCUCUCUUGCCUCAUUCGACGUUUGACGGCGUUACUGGCCUGGGUUUGGUCCGGCUGUCCGUCCGUCCGUCCGGCGCGCGCCCCUUUCUCACGAGCUCCUCGAGACCGCGCCGCGGUGCUUCUCGUGAGGUCCGCGCCAGCGCGGCUAUCAUGACAUGUGAGGGGAGGGGGAACUGCUGGUGGCGUGCGCUCAUUCAUAAGUCUGCCCCGGACAGCAGUCUCCAGAAGGGCGAUCGCUGGUGCUGGAGAGGCUGCCCCACCCCCUCCCCCCCCGACUCUCUCUCUCGCGCGCGCACACCCAGCCAGCCGCUUGUCCCUUCGUUCCUUGGAUGUGUAUCGGCACAUUGUGGGGGACUUUUCCAAUGACCUGCCACUCCUCGGAAACGAUCGAGAAUGAGCGGAGAUCGGAGCCCGUGUCCCGAGCGGUAGAGUCCGACCAGAGUCGCAUCGCCGCGGCCAUGAGGGACCUCAAGAAGACAGGCUGGUAUUGGGGUAGCCUCACAGCCAGUGAAGCCAAAGAGAUCCUCCAGGAUUCAUCGGAGGGCACCUUCUUGGUCCGUGACAGCUCCCAAAGGGACUACCUGUUCACAAUCUCUGCCAUGACCUCUGCUGGCCCCACCAACCUGCGCAUCGAGUACAAGGAUGGCAAGUUCAAGCUGGACUCGGUGGUGUUAGUCAAACCCAAACUGAAGCAAUUUGACAGUGUGGUGCACCUGGUAGAACACUAUGUCCAACUGUCUAGGACUACCUGGAAGGGGAGUGGCAGUGAGCCAUUGGCCCAACCCACUGGCACAGUGCAGCUACUCCUGACCCAACCUGUUUACACGGUCACACCCUCCCUGCAGCACCUCUGUCGGCUUGCCAUCAAUAAGGCUACCAGACAGGUCCAGGAACUUCCCUUACCCAAUCGCCUCAAAGACUACCUGUUGGAUUACGUCUACCAUGUGUGACAUGUGGAAGACCUAAGGCACUGUGGUCAGCUGACAGGUGUCACCACCCACAUUUGUGGCACUGUAUAGAUGACCUUUCUCUUUUCUAGGUUUUUUGUUACUGUGAUCACAUAAGGGAAAAGAUUUUCUUGGAUUAAAUUUAAUGGUGAUGCAACUAUUUCACUCAGAAGCAAUAUGGAGAGAUCCCAGGCUGCUGUAUUCAUAUUUCUCCCCCCCACUUGCUUCUUCAAGGAUGUUUUCAGGCCUGCCUGCACCUCUUGACAUCUUACUGUUUGGAGAAAUGUCAUACUUCAUACUGUGUACUGUUUCCCAAAAUGUACAUCCAAGUUGCAUCUUGACACUUAAGUUCCCAAUUAAAAAUGUUA